Molecule: messenger RNA, 1200 nt
Organism: Nerophis lumbriciformis (worm pipefish)
Lineage: Eukaryota; Metazoa; Chordata; Actinopteri; Syngnathiformes; Syngnathidae
Source: RefSeq, a predicted model, not a curated record
AUGCAUCAGCAAGGUGGGUGGUGGAUGGGAUUGCAUUCGACUCUCCUUUCCAUCACUUUCUGCUGCAUAGCUCUCUCGCCCACACAUGCAUAUAUCUAUGCUCAUGAUAGAAAUAUCACCAUGAUUUUCGAAGAUCUACCGGCCUUAUUCGGAUCACCACUUCCUAAGGAAGGAAUCAUGGGAGUUGUUGUGGUGUCCCGUCCCCUUAAUGGCUGCGAACCCAUCGACCCUCCUCCUCCGCUGCCACCAGUUUACGAUGCCAACACCACCAAAUUCAUAGCACUCAUCAGACGCUAUGAUUGCAACUUCGAUCGAAAGGUCCUGCAUGCGCAGCAAGCUGGGUACAAUGCUGCAAUCGUGCACAACAUGUAUUCUAAUGCUUUACUCAAUAUGAACUUCAGCAAUGACACUAUCGCAGAGGAGAUUGAUAUCCCCUCAGUGUUUACCAGCUACUAUGCGUCUGAAGCUCUCAAGAAGCUCGUCAUUCCAGAGCAAGGAGCCUAUGUGAUUCUCAAGCCGGAGUUUGCGCUCCCCCUCUCAUACUACCUUAUUCCUUUUACCGGAGUGGUCGGCAUGAUCAUACUAGUGAUGUUUAUUAUCUUGGUUAUACGCUGUGCACAGCACAGAAAGCGGCUGAGGAAAAACCGCUUGACCAAAGAACAACUGAAGAGGAUUCCUACUCACAGAUUUACUAAAGGGGAUGAUUAUGACGUGUGCGCCAUUUGCUUAGACGAGUAUGAAGAAGGAGACAAACUACGGAUUUUACCCUGUUCUCAUGCCUACCACUGCAAGUGCGUGGACCCGUGGCUGACCAAGACUAAGAAGACAUGCCCCGUGUGCAAACAGCGAGUCACCCGGAGCAACCCUGAACAGUCAGAGUCCGAAUCGGAAGAAGAAAGCAGAGUCCGAGGCGAAGAAGAAGGAACAGAGGGCGAGGCGGACUCGGAGCGCACCCCUCUGCUCCGCGCAUCCAUCCAGGGGUCCCCUUCCGGGAGUCCCGGAGCGUAUUCCGCCACUGCAGUGACCACCGCUCAGUGCAUCCCCUCGCCGGAACACGCCGACUCCCCCGUCCUGAGUUACGAAGGCUACUAUUCCCCGCAAGAGGACACGGACACGGAAAGCAAUGAAACAGAAGAUGAGCAGCACCUGGUUGAAGAUGACACUGCUCAGCUCAUCGGUAGGGGUAUGGUGCACAUCUGA